This is a messenger RNA of Gossypium raimondii (Peruvian cotton), 976 nucleotides long. Its product is annotated as probable xyloglucan endotransglucosylase/hydrolase protein 21. The transcript is spliced from 2 exons. Gene Ontology annotation, molecular function: hydrolase activity, hydrolyzing O-glycosyl compounds. The coding region runs from base 115 to 756 and encodes 213 amino acids. The record is from RefSeq and is a predicted model, not a curated record. Gene Ontology annotation, biological process: carbohydrate metabolic process. Lineage: Eukaryota; Viridiplantae; Streptophyta; Magnoliopsida; Malvales; Malvaceae.
AGAGGGGAUAUAUUCCAAGACUCAAAUGGCGAUGGCUGGCUAGUGGCUACACAAGAGUUAAGUUGACCCACCCAAUAGUUAGAUCUCAGUUUCCUUUGCUACCAAACUUUGGCAAUGGCGGAUCCAGCACUUCACCACCAAAUCCAACCCAUCAAAGAAAUAGCCAUAGACUACACCCCAGAGGCCUGCACCCACUGCCCUGUCUCCAACUCCAUCACACUCACAUUUGAUCAUCGUGGAGGCGCCAGGUGGCGUUCCACCACUCGCUUCCUCUACGGCACUUUCACUUCCCUCAUCCAAUGCCCUAAAGGCAACACCAGUGGUCUCAACUUCAACAUUUACCUUUCCUCACUCGAAGGCGACAAAUCGCAAGACGAGAUCGACUUCGAAUUCCUUGGCAAAGACAAAACUAUUGUCCAAACCAAUUACUACACUACAGGAACUGGGAACAGAGAGCAGAUUCAUGAUCUGGGUUUUGACUGUUCUGAUGGGUUCCAUGAAUACACCAUCAAGUGGAAUCCCGAUUCUAUAGAGUGGGUUAUUGAUGGGAAGGUGGUGAGGAAAGCAGAAAAGAAGGAAGGUGAGGCAUUUCCUGAGAAACCCAUGUUUUUGUAUGCUUCAGUUUGGGAUGCAAGCUACAUUGCUGAAGGUCAAUGGACUGGACCUUACAUUGGUUGCGAUGUUCCCUAUGUUUGUCUCUAUAAGGAUAUUCAGGUGCCUGUCUCCACUGCUGUCGAGUGUUCUUGUGAUUCGUGAUCUGCCUUCUUAUUUUCUGCGACUUGUGUUUAUCUGAGUGGCUUCGUGUUUGUUGGAACUUUUCAUUGUCGUACUGAUCCUUCAAAUUCUGAUUUAAUAGGAUCUUUCUUUGGGUUUUGCCUCAUUAUCUUUUACUUUUUUAUCUAUUUGUUGUGAGCUGUAAUUCGUACUCAGGUUGGUGAUGAUAUUCUCAGUUAUGCCCUACGAAAUUCAUUUUCAA